AUGGAUCGUCCACGAACUUCUUCGCACACCACCCAGCACUCCUCGUCGGACCUUGGAGCCGCUUCGGACACGCCGACAUCCGUCAUCGCGUCGUCGGCUACGGACAUGGUGGAUUCCACCGUCAACACCGCGGCUCUUGCACAGGGCAAGCUCCGCCGACAGCAGGAGCGCAUCCAGCAAGCCGAAGCCGCUCUGCACCAUCCGCCGCCCGUGGAGGCUCUCCGCCCGCGCGGCGUGGCCAAAUCGUCCGGGAAGCCUCUCGACACCCACGACCGUGCAGCACAGCGGGCCCAAGACAGCGAGGGUGCCGUGGAAGUGCGAGUCAACAAGUAUCCGGCACCUUCUCGCGACCACUCCCUUUCGCGCUCACUGUCGAGUGAUUCGCAGACCACCAUCACCCAAAAUACUGCGAAUGUUGGUGGCGCUGAGCUCGAUGCCGACUCACAGGACGAUUCUGGCUUCCAGGUAUGGACGAGACGUGGUGCCCGCGGCAUGAGAGCUGUCGGUGAUGGUAACGCGUACACCGACAAGCCCGUCAUCGAGAGGCAAAAGACCGUAGAAGCCGCAUUUGACGAGAACGAGACUUUGGAAGUCUUCAAGCAGGCGCUGCCAUCACCGGACUUCCUAGGCACCUUUCCUGGCAGUAUCAACGGACAGGUGCAAUUUGUGCAGCACCCGAACGGCGAUGUCGCUGCGCAUAUGUGGUCAUCUGUGAACUGGAUAUGGGAUAACAUUGGACAUUUCUCCAACAUUCGCAAAAGAACCGAGGGCCAGCUUGCGGGAGAAGGACUGAAGGGCGAGACCGCGUACCAGAAACUCCAGCAGCACACUUUGGCAUACUUUCGCAUCCUGGCUAAGCAGCGCGAGGCUACUGUAACCGGGUCCGCUUUUGGACAGGAAAAUAUCAAGUCAGCACUGCCCGAGCCACUUUUGGAGUCAUUCCCAAAGAGGCUGACAGCCGCCGACCCCCCAAAAGAACGAUUCAACACUCGUCCGCUCUUGCAAGUCCCAUCACGCCCGACACCAGCCGACCCCCGCUCUCAGCCGUUUAUUCCAUUGGAAGUCUCGAUUCGGCACAAACUCUACAAGCGUUGCUGCUCACCAGGUUUGGACUUGCAGCAAGCUCGUAGAGAUCUCCUGCUAACACUCUGCAGGGUUCUUCGAUCCAUGAGCGGCGACUCGACUCCCACCCGCGAAGCCCUGCGCGAUCAAUUGCACAAGACUGUCGACAUCGCCACGAAACGCAGCCUCAGCCAAGCAAACAUUGCUCGCACAGUGCUUCACGAUCCCAUGCAGGCUUCCAGACACGAUGAGCAGCAACGUUACGAUCCAAAUCCACCAGCAGUGUCUGGCACAUAUGUGAGCCCCUACGUUUCCACACCCCAACAAGAGGACAAUCGAGCUGGCCUUCAGAAUGUGAAUCCAAGCUGGGAGACUGCGCGAUCGGUUCCGAAUGCCCAACUUCCCGGAGCCCACACAGCGAGUGGGUUCACCUUUGGAAGUGUUCCAGACAUGAAUGACUUCGCUCAGGCACUUCACGACGGAUACUGGCAUCCUGACAUGAUGAUGUAUACAGCCCAGGGCUUCAAGAGGAAGAGCUAUGACGAGGAACUGCGCGACUGGUGGACCGGUGGCAGCAAGUUCGCUCGCCACGAGGAGCUGUUCCAAAUGAUCAUGAAGAGUGCACCGCAGCCACCACAACACAGCGAUGCUUUGGAACGUCUGAUGGCCAUCGGAAGUGGGUGCAGAUCGUCCCCACCAGAAGGCGUGUCCGGCUACAACGAGACCACUACGCGACUGUUCAUCCCCAUCUAUGAGAACCUAGCUGCUCACGUGCAAGGUCCGCCCCAGCAGCGCCAUGACUACUGGUGUCGAUGGUCGCAGCCACCAGACUGGUGUGUCGACAGAGGACCAAAUGGGAACCACAGUUUCUACGACCACAACUGGGGACAUCCCCCAGCUCGUAUUGGUCGUGAUCCGAGAUAUCGUCGCGAUCGCGCAGAUUUGCAAUUCGGCAACCUGUCGCCUCUGGAUCCGAAUGCAAUUGGCAGUCCCGGAGGACACCCGAUGUCGAUGGGCAUGGGUCGGUAUGGCUAUGGGAGAUACUAG
Molecule: messenger RNA, 2109 nt
Organism: Sphaerulina musiva SO2202
Lineage: Eukaryota; Fungi; Ascomycota; Dothideomycetes; Mycosphaerellales; Mycosphaerellaceae
Exons: 4
Coding region: 1-2109 (702 amino acids)
Source: RefSeq, a predicted model, not a curated record